CUCCCCGUUCCGUCCCACUGCGCUGAGCCGCAGAGGUCGGCCCCGCCUCCCCUUCCCGCAGGGCUCGGACUUGGCGCCCGGAGGCUGCGGCGGGGGCCGGGCGGAGGAGGUGCUGAGUCCUAGGUUUGCACCUGAGCUAGGCUGGCAGCAGCGGGCGCUCGCCCCCAGGCUUCCCUCCUCCGCUGGGAUCGGCGCAGCCUCUCGCCCGCUCUGCCUGUCACGCUGGGGCUGCAGCGGCGGCAGGCAGCGCGUCCAGUCCCUUGCUCCGCUCCGCUGCCAGCCGGGCGCCUCCUGCCCGCGCAGCUGCUAUCUACCCCGGCGUCUCUGUUCAUGGCACAGCGGGGCGGCCCCAGCUGCAGGAGCCCGGCUGGACGGCUCGGCGUCAGACGGUGACUACUCUACUUGAAAAAUACGUGCUCAGUCAGCAAAAGGAACACAACUUUUCAAGACCAUUCUAUGUGGAAAUCAAUCCAUGCCCCAUUACCUGGUUGAGUGAAACCAGAUUAAGAACUUCUGCCAUGGCAGCUCUUCUACUAGGAGCUUUGCUGCUUAUGGUUCAACCUCAUAUAGUGCCUUCAAGACCAGCCGUAAUUUCUAAGACUGAGGCCACUUCUCAAUCUGUUCAGAAAGAGCUUUUAAAGAAAACAGUUCUCAAAAAUGACUUCAAAGGAAACAUUCAUUUUAACGGAUCUUGCCAGCAGCUACCACAAACUAUCAUUAUUGGAGUAAGAAAAGGUGGAACAAGAGCCUUAUUAGAGAUGUUGAGUCUCCAUCCAGAUAUUGCAGCAGCAGAAAGUGAAGUCCAUUUCUUUGACUGGGAGGAUCAUUAUGGAAAUGGAUUGCAGUGGUAUAUGAAUCAAAUGCCAUUCUCUUAUCCCCAUCAGAUCACAGUGGAAAAAACCCCAGCCUAUUUCACUUCACCCAAAGUGCCUGAAAGAGUUUAUAACAUGAACCAGUCAAUGAGACUACUCCUUAUUUUGAGAGACCCAAGUGAGAGAGUACUAUCUGAUUACACCCAAGUGUUCUAUAAUCAUGUACAAAAGCACAAGCCGUAUCCAUCCAUUGAAGAAUUCCUGAUUAAAGAUGGUGAACUCAACGUGGACUACAAGGCAAUAAACAGAAGCUUAUAUUACUUUCACAUGCAAAACUGGUUGAAGUAUUUUCCUCUUGAGCGCAUUCACAUUGUAGAUGGGGAUAAACUAAUCAAAGAUCCUUUCCCAGAAAUAGAGACAGUAGAGAGGUUUCUAAGGUUGUCACCUCAAAUAAAUGCUUCAAACUUUUACUUCAAUAAAACUAAAGGCUUCUAUUGCCUAAGGGAUAGUGGUAGGGAACGUUGUUUACAUGAGUCAAAAGGAAGAGCACACCCUCAUGUAGAUUCUCAUUUACUUGAUAAACUGUAUGAAUAUUUUCAUGAACCUAAUAGAAAAUUCUUUGAGCUUGUUGGCAGAACAUUUGACUGGCACUAAUUUGUGUUAAGUUAUUGAUAAGCUUCAGAGCCUAAGUUUCAGUGUACGCUUAGAAAUUAUAUAAAAAAGGGCAUUUAAGCUAUAAUUUAUUUGUAAAAUCCAUAAAUACUUCUGUACAGUAUUAGUUUCACAAUUGCCAUAUAAACUAGUUAUAUUUUUCUACUUGUUAAAUUUGAAGACAUUUUGUAUUGUUUUUCAUGGUUGUUACAUUAUGGGUUACGUCUCUAUAUGAAGGAACUAAAAUAUUUCACUGCAGAAGAUGCUUUCUUGAGAUUGUGUUAUCUGUUUAAUAUAUAAGAAAUUCGUUUAAACAAAACCCUUCAGAAUUAUCUGAAUCUUUGAAAUAUAGUAUCUGGACUUUCUCUCUUUAUUGUGAAUGACCACAUGAACUUUACACUUUUUGUUGUUUUUUACUAGCGACUUUAAUUUUAAAAUGUCAUUGGGCAGCAAAGUUCUCUAAACUGCUUUAUACAAUUAAUCCUUACUAAAGUGAUACCUCACAUACUUAUUAGGACAUGACAUGUCAGGUACAAUGGAAUACUCUGUAAACAGACAUACUGACUACCGUACUUACCUUCAUAUUUCAUUUCUUAACUGGUGCCCCUGAAAUUCUUUGGCAGUAUAAUGCCAGUUUCAUGGUAGAUUUUAAAAGAUUCUGUGGAUACAUGCUCAUAAAAAACACUAUUGGAUGCAGAAAUACAGUCAACCUAGGAACUUCCUUUAUUUUCUGUAUGUUUAUGUAUAUCUUCUUUAUACUGAAAAAUGGGAGUGAAUGAUUUAAGCAAUAUUGAUAAAUUUUAAAGAUUGCUCAUGAUUGUUUCUUAAUUCUAUAGCAUCUAUUUCUGCUUCAGAAUCACUGAAAACUAACACCCACUCACGAGCCAUUAGUUGGAUUAACCUCUAGAAAUUAAUAGCCUUAUUUUCAUUUAUGUUAAGACCUCCCAAACACUGCUCCGGCUAUAUAAAGGUUCCAAAAGUAAAUGUAAAUGACAUUUGCACCCAUAUUAAAGGCCCUUUUUGCUGCCAGAGUGGUGCUUUUUGCUUUCCACUCUACACUAGGAAAUUAGAUCUACACUAGAAAAAAAUCUACAUCUCUGAGCGAUGCAGUUAAACUGACCGAAUCCCCACUAUGGACUGUGCUGUGUCAACAAGAGAGCUUCUCCUGUCAACAUAGCCUCUUGGGGAGAUGGAGUACCUAUGCUGACAGGAGAAGCCCUCCUGUUGGCAUAAGUAUCUGAAGUGCAGCUGCAGCAUUUUAAGUGUAGAUCUGCCCUUAUUGCAAAUGAGAAUCAGAUCCACAGAUUUUUCUCUUUCUUCCUCUCUUCUCCCUUUCAAGAAUGUCCAGGUCACACACAGCUUCCAUUCAUGAUUUACAAGGCUACCCUUCUAAGGCCUUUUGUACAUUGGGAUUAGCCCCUACUUCAGCAAUUCUUAUGGCUCCCCCUCUGCUGGAAACUGAGAGUCCAGUGCAAAUAAUGGCUUUCCUUGCCUACAGGAAGAAUUUUCAUGUAUUAUUGACCAUCAGUUAUUGAAAUCAGAACAAAUCCUGCAUAUAGACAAGGUCCAAAAUAGUACUUAAGACGUAAGCUCUUCAAUUGUAAUGGAGGGAUCUGGCCCAAGAUCUAUAAUAUGCAGAUCAAGUGACACAAUGAAACCAAAUUUUCAUUGAAUUCUGGACAGAUAAUUACAAUACUUUAUAUGACUUAAAUUUGUGUACAUUAACCUUUGAUGGUGAGAUGGAGGGUGGUUCAGGACCAGGCUGUGUUAGGCAGGUAUGGCUGCUUGUGUACCAUCUUCUGGAGCAAACAUCACAUACAAUGUUGCUUGCAUGAAGAUUUGUAGCUGCUUUUUUUCUCUCUCCAUUCUUUGUGUACUUGCUCAAGCUGGAUUCAACCUCAGAGAGGCUUUUUUAAUUUAUUGAUUUAAUUAUUUUAAGUAAAAAUUUGGAA
Messenger RNA from Gopherus flavomarginatus (Mexican gopher tortoise), 3415 nucleotides. It is a transcript of the gene HS3ST1, whose product is annotated as heparan sulfate-glucosamine 3-sulfotransferase 1. The record is from RefSeq and is a predicted model, not a curated record. Gene Ontology annotation, molecular function: [heparan sulfate]-glucosamine 3-sulfotransferase activity. NCBI's taxonomy places the organism in Eukaryota, Metazoa, Chordata, Testudines, Testudinidae. The coding region runs from base 519 to 1466 and encodes 315 amino acids. The transcript is spliced from 2 exons.